This is a messenger RNA of Anopheles coustani, 818 nucleotides long. RefSeq names its product proteasome subunit beta type-2 (gene Prosbeta4). Gene Ontology annotation, molecular function: peptidase activity. The record is from RefSeq and is a predicted model, not a curated record. Gene Ontology annotation, biological process: proteasomal protein catabolic process. NCBI's taxonomy places the organism in Eukaryota, Metazoa, Arthropoda, Insecta, Diptera, Culicidae. The transcript has 2 exons. Gene Ontology annotation, cellular component: cytosol; proteasome core complex, beta-subunit complex; proteasome core complex. Bases 106 to 723 code for a protein of 205 amino acids.
GUAAUUUCUUGUUUGUCAUUCUCCGGUGUAGGUUCGAUCGGUGCAGCGCUUCGUAUUGUUGUAAUUAAACCGUGAACAAGUAAAUAGUUCUCAAAUUCUGUUAAAAUGGAAACUCUCAUGGGUAUUCGUGGUCCCGACUUUGUGAUGCUAGCCGCCGACUGCACGCACGCACAUUCGAUCAUGGUUCUAAAGGACGAUGAGGACAAGAUCCUGAAGGUCUCGGACAACCUGAUGCUGGCCACUAUGGGUGAACCGGGCGAUCGGGUUCAGUUUACCGAGUACAUUAGCAAAAACAUUCUGCUGUACAAAAUGCGCAACGGGUACGAGUUGGGCCCGAAAGCGGCGGCCCAUUUCACUCGCCGAAAUCUGGCCGACUACCUUCGUUCGCGUACACCGUAUCAUGUUAACAUGCUCGUCGGUGGAUACGAUGAAGUGGAUGGUCCACAGCUGCACUACAUCGAUUACUUGGCCAAUUCACUACCGGUGAAACACGGCGCCCAUGGAUACGGUGGAAUGUUCGUGAAUAGUAUCUUCGAUCGGUACCAUCACGACAAAAUCACGCAGAAGGAAGCGUACGAAAUUUUCCGCAAGGGUGUUACGGAAAUUCACAAACGUUUAAUUCUGAAUCUUCCCAACUUCAAAGUGGCAGUAAUAGAUAAGGAUGGCGUGAAGUAUCUCGAUGAUAUUACGCCCGAUUCCCUGAAGAAACCGUCUGCAGCAUAAGGGAGCAUUUUAGAUUGUGCUGGAAAUAAUUUGCUAAGGGGGGAAGGAUCAUUUUUUUCGCGUAUUUGAAAUAAAAUCAUUCACUAUGAUAUAUC